AUGCUUUACUAUGUGGUGUCUUUGUUGAGGUGAGUGAUGAGGCUUUUAAUGUUGAUUUUGAAGGGGGAAUUUCGAGAUUUUUUGAAGGGAAAUCGUUGAAAAAAAGAGGAAAAAUCUUGAAUUUUCCUAAAUUUUUUGUUGAAUAAAGGUUUAUUUUGGUCUAAAAUAGCCUUAUGGAGUCUUAAAAGCCUCUUUUCGUUUACCGACCGGUCGAAAGGAAUUUUUGAAAUUUUUUUUUAAUUCCUAAUAUUUCCUCUAAAAGCUCAAUUUUCAGUCAAAUUUACUGCGAUGGUCCGAUUCUCCAAGCUGUCCAAGAUGCCCGCCUAUAUCCAGACUCCAAAUAUUUCGUGGACAUGCCUCUAAAACAAGACCCAGGUAAGAAAGUUUAUAAAAAUUUUUGAUUCAAUUUUUAGUCACAACCCUCAAAGACUUCUACGAGCUCGGCGAGAGUGCGAAGAAUGCGUCCGUCCUCCAGAAAUUCGUGGAUUCGCAUUUCGAGGAGCCGGGUCACGAGCUGAUCGAAGUCUACCCCGAAGAUUGGGUCCCAUUUCCGCACAGCUUCCAGAAAAUCGAAGACGUUUAUCUGCGACGCUGGGCGCUGCAUUUGCAUCGGAUUUGGAGGGAUUUGUGCCGAAAGGUGAGAAGUUAUAUCGAAAAUUCGAAUAUUCAAAAAUUUUAGGUCAAAGAAGAUGUCCGAACCCAUCAGGAGCGAUAUUCGUUGCUCUACGUGCCACAUAUGUUUAUUAUACCGGGUGGAAGGUUCCGCGAGUUCUAUUAUUGGCAAGUUUUCGAGAUUUUUCGUCUUUUUUAUACCUAAAAUAAGGUUUUUUAAUCUCAAAAUUCAAUUUUAGGGAUACAUUCUGGAUUGUCAAGGGUUUAUUGUACUCGGAGAUGUACGAGACAGCUCGAGGUGUAAUUCUGAAUCUUGCGUAUAUGGUGGAUCAGUAAGUUUUUCGAAAUUUCAAAAGUUUUUUUUGCGUUUUUUCGAAGUUCUUUUUGGAAUGGAAAGAGCGAGAAAAGCGCUCUUUUCCCUUCUCUCUUCAAACGAACCGACGAAGCAGUGCGGCUCAGUGGUCUAGUGGUAUGAUUCUCGCUUUGGGUGCGAGAGGCCCCGGUUUCGAUCACCGGCUGAGCCCAAAAUUUUUCUUUUGGUUUUUUGAUUAAAUUUUUGAAUUUUCUUUUGAAAAAGUGUUUGAUAAUAAAUUUUGAUGCUUUUUGUUACGUUCUAACUUUAAAAAAUCCCGUUUUCAGUCAUGGAUUUAUCCCGAAUGGAGGCAGAGUUUACUAUUUGACCCGAUCUCAGCCCCCUCUGUUGAUCGCUAUGGUUUAUGAGUACUUCUUGGCUACGGGUGAUCUUGAUUUUGUCUUGGUAAGCCCUCAGCAACAUUUUGGUUGUAUUAUGGGUGAUUUUUAGAAUGUUUUACCUCUCCUGGAGAAAGAAUAUUCGUUUUGGAUCAAAAAUCGUCGGCAGGAUUAUUAUGAUCCAAAAACGAACCAGACCUUGUUCCAUUACUUCCAAUAUAAAGUCCACAUGCGAUUCCCGAGACCAGAGUCCUACAGAGAAGACAUGGAAUUGGUGGCGGGACUUCCGACCAUGGGUAAGUUGGGAAAAGUUGAAAUUAAAAAUGGAUCUGUUCCGGAAGGUCAUAAAAAAUAUUGAGAGCUCUGCAGAAAAAUAAUUUUUAUCGUUUGUUGACAAAAAAUGGCCAAAAACGCUUUUUCUCUGUGACCGCUCUCCGCUUUCGCGUACUGUCUCGUGGGUUGCACAGUGCGAAAAUCUUCGCGACAAGAAGUCUAUGCUUAUUUGAAAAAGCGUGGUAUCAGUCUGUCGGGAAAAUAAUGUGGCGAUUCCUCGCGCCUUGAAAUCACCCAUCCUCGCUUUGCAACGGCUGGCCGCGGCUGGAGAUUUGGUGCAGCGACAGCGACGAGACAUUUUGCAGUGCUCAAAAACUAAUCAGUCUGUUGGGAAAAUAAUGUGGAGUUGUUGCUACAAAAUAUCUCACCGCAGUCGCACACCAAAUCUCCAGCCGCGGCUAGCCGUCGCAAAGCGAGAAUGAGUGAUUUCAAGGCGCGAGGAAUCCACAUUAUUUUCCCGACAGACUGAUACAACGUUUUUCAAAAGUUCGUAGUCAUUUCGUCGUGAAGCUUUUCGCAUUAUGCAACCCACGAAAGAGUUCGCGAAAGCGGAGAGCGGUCGCAGAGAAAGGGCCUUUUUGGCCAUUUUUUGCCAACAAGCGAUAAAAAAAAAAUUUCUGGAAAGCUAUCAAUAUUUUUUAUGACCUUUCGAAACAAGGCCCGGCCCUGAAGCCAUGUCUUAUCCGGCAGCACUACAGUGGGGGACCUGAUCCAGCGGCAAAAAACGGAACUGGGACGAUUGGGGAAAAAGACGAUUGGGGAAAGGGACGAUUGGGGAAAAAGACGAUUGGGGAAAAGUACGAUUGGGGAAACCGAAAAGUAUUAUUUUCUUCGAUGCAAAUGUCGAAAUUAGGAUAAUCGAGGGUGCUCAUUUCGAAAAUGACAUUCAUUUUUUUGAUUCUUACUUUUUUCCUUAAGUAGUACUGUAAAGUAGUAAUUUUUAAUUUUUUUUUCAUAAAUACUCGAUUUAGGGGCUUUCGAGGGUGCUGAUUUCGAAAAUCAUGUAAAUUUUUCCUCUAGUACUACAUAGUACUAUUCUGAUACUAUAUAGUACGAAGUGAAAAUAUGGCUUUUGACGUUAAUGGUGUUGUUUUGAUGCUUAGUACUCUUCAAAAACACGUUUUAAAGACUUGGUGCUAUAUAGUACUACCUGAUACUAUGUAGUACGAGGUGUAAAGUUGGCCUUUAGGCUUCGUGGUGUUGUUCUGGUGCUUAGUACGCCUAUUUUUACUUCGUACUACAUAGUAUCAGACAGUACUAUAUAGCACCAAGUCUUUAAAACGUGUUUUUGAAGAGUACUAAGCAUCAAAACAACACCAUUAACGUCAAAAGCCAUAUUUUCACUUCGUACUAUAUAGUAUCAGAAUAGUACUAUGUAGUACUAGAGGAAAAAUUUACAUGAUUUUCGAAAUCAGCACCCUCGAAAACCCCCAAAUCGAGUAUUUAUGAAAAAAAAAUUAAAAAUUACUACUUUACAGUACUACUUAAGGAAAAAAGUAAGAAUCAAAAAAAUGAAUGUCAUUUUCGAAAUGAGCACCCUCGAUUAUCCUAACUUCGACAUUUGCAUGGAAGAAAAAUAAUACUUUUCGGUUUCCCCAAUCGUACUUUUCCCCAAUCGUCUUUUUCCCCAAUCGUCCCUUUCCCCAAUCGUCUUUUUCCCCAAUCGUCCAACUCCGGCAAAAAACGUAUCAUUUUGCAUCCGGGAAGUAUCAAAAAUGUGGCAAAAUGCUUCCCUCUCCAAAUGAAAACACUCCGAUUUCAAAAGCUCUUUUUGUGAGAGAAAGGGCCCUUCAAAACGGAGUUUUUUUCGCUUGGAGAGGGAAGCAUUUUGCCACAUUUUUGAUGCUUCCCGGAUGCAAAAUGGUACGUUUUUUUGCCACUGGAUCGGGUCCGUCACUGUAACUAUGCUCCGCAAUUUCAGCGGAAAAAGAGCGAGUUUGGUCGAAUCUGGCGAGUGGCGCCGAGACCGGCUGGGACUUUUCGACUCGCUGGUUCGCCCGCGAAGGCCCGCAUGUCCAGACGCUGAAAUCCAUCCGCACCACGUCGAUUGUGCCGGUCGAUUUGAACGCGUUUAUGUGCAUAAACUCGCGGAUCCUCGCCUCGUUCUUCGAGAUCGCCGGCGACAUUCACAAGACCGCCCGAUACAAUCGCGAGUACGAGAACAUGAAGACGGCGAUUCGGAGUUUGCAUUGGAACGACGAGGACGGGAUCUGGUACGAUUUCGACCUGGAGAGCAAGAAACAUUCCAACACGUACUACGUCUCGAAUGCACUGCCCUUGUAUGCGAAAUGCUUUGACGAUGAGGAUGAAGUCACACCGUUCAGGGUGUACGAGUAUUUGAAGGUCAGAUUUUGAUGAAUUUUUCUUGAGUUUUUAGCGAGUCGAGAUAUCCAAUGAUUUGCUAUCAGUCUGUCGGGUAAAUAAUGUGGGUUUGUCGCGCUUUGCAAUCGCCCAUCAUCGCUUUGCGACGGCUAGCCGCGGCUGGGAGUUUGAUACACGACAGCGACGAGGCGAGAAAUUUUUCUGCCACAAAUCCACAUUAUUUUCCCGACUGACUGAUAAUAUUAUAUGUAUUAGUGUUCUCAUAAAGUGCAUGGACAUUUGUCGCGCCCCGCAUCGUUCACAAAAAACCCCCACUUCUUCGUUUUCGCACAGUGCGUUUUAAAACCUUAUCCAAUGCUUGUCGCUAACGCACAGUGCAUCUUUUUCUUUUCGCACGGUGCAAACCUCAAGAAAACCCGUUUGCACUGUGCAGAUCGAUAGUAAUACGCCAAAACAUGGAUUUUUACAAGCUGUGAUGAUUUUGAAAAUCAUUUUUUGUCCCUUUUUUUACAUCUUGAUUUUUCAGCGGGAAGGUGUUCUCAACUUCACCAAAGGCAUUCCCACUUCCCUGGCCAUGGGAAGCGAGCAACAAUGGGACAAGGAGAACGCCUGGCCACCCAUGGUGCACAUGGUGAUUGAGGGUUUUCGGACGACGGGUGAUCCAAAACUAAUGAAGGUAGCCGAACUGAUGGCCACUCAAUGGCUGGCUGCGAAUUACAAGGCCUAUGUGAACACGUACGCCAUGUUUGAGAAGUACAAUGUUAGCACAUUGACUGAGGAGUUUGGAGCUGGCGGAGGAGGAGAAUACGAGGUUCAGGUGAGCAGAGUGAUGUGGAUGAUAUAUGAAUGA
This is a messenger RNA of Bursaphelenchus xylophilus (pine wood nematode), 4807 nucleotides long. The record is from the annotation of a GenBank genome assembly. NCBI's taxonomy places the organism in Eukaryota, Metazoa, Nematoda, Chromadorea, Rhabditida, Aphelenchoididae.